AUGAACCGUCACCCUCCGUCUGGCUACGGCGAUGAGCCGCCAGCCUACGACCACGAGGCUACCUCGUUCCUUUCUCACGACGAUUCCCCGACCAAUACUGCCAGACCUAACGGUGCCACCAUGCGUCUGUUGCCUACCAGUGGUGACAUUGAUGCCGAUAUGAAUGACUCUCGAAGCUACAGAGCGCCGUCGCCUUCGCAGUAUUCUUACCAGCCUGAAUACGCUGAUUCUACUCCGACGGGAGCUGCUUCAAGCUAUGACAAUCGUUACUACCAGGUCCCCUCGGCUACUUCACCUUCGCGUCCUCCCUCCAGCUUGGGAACUGCGCCUACAAUUCCGCCGCCUACUGCCAGUCUGGCCGACCCUUCUGUGUAUCCGUCUAUUCCCCCUCGCACCGGCUCUCCCACCCGUCCAUGGAGCCCUGGUCAUGUUCGUCCUCCUUCCGUUUCGAGUGUUGGCUAUGAGCGCGCCGAUAUCAACGGAAGCCCUCGCCCCGGUACUCCCAGUUCCCGAUAUGGCGGUAGUCCUCGACGCCCAUUGCCACCCGCACCUCUCUUCUCUGGUCCCGCUGCCUCAACUGGCCCAGACACCAGCAUUGACAUCGGUGAUGGUGUUGCUGGCGAAGAUCCCUUCGGUGGUGGCGGCCGUACCAUUCACCACAACUCGCGCGGCAGUGUCCGAUCCUUCAUGAGCGAGUCUACUAUUCUGGGUGACGAAAAGGAUGCCAUGUCCAAGGUCGACCUCGAGGAAGAGGUCGAGGAUGAGGACGACGGCAUGAUCGACCCUAAUCUCCACUAUGGACCGGCUCCCGAAAAGCAGGGUCGCCGCGGCGUGCGCUCGACUCAGAUGGUCAAAAAAGAAGUCCAACUCAUUAACGGUGAGCUGAUCCUAGAGUGCAAGAUUCCGACCAUCCUGCACAGUUUCCUGCCUCGUCGUGACGACCGCGAGUUCACCCACAUGCGAUACACGGCUGUUACUUCUGACCCCGAUGACUUUACGAACCGUGGCUACAAACUCCGUCAACAGAUCGGUAGCACAACCCGCGAGACGGAGCUGUUCAUCUGCGUGACCAUGUACAACGAAGAUGAGAUCGGUUUCACCCGCACUAUGCACGGUAUCAUGCGCAACAUCAGUCACUUCUGCUCUCGUACCAAGUCCCGCACCUGGGGUAAGGACGGUUGGAAGAAGAUUGUGGUCUGUAUCGUGUCGGAUGGUCGCAAGAAAGUACAUCCGCGCACUCUGAAUGCUCUGGCGGCUCUUGGUGUCUACCAGGAAGGUAUUGCGAAGAACAUCGUCAAUCAGAAGCCUGUCACGGCCCACGUCUACGAGUACACCACUCAGGUGUCUCUGGAUUCCGAUCUCAAGUUCAAGGGAGCUGAGAAGGGAAUUGUUCCGUGCCAGGUCAUUUUCUGUUUGAAGGAGCACAACCAGAAGAAACUCAACUCACACCGUUGGUUCUUCAACGCUUUCGGUCGCGCCCUACAGCCUAACAUCUGUGUUCUUCUGGAUGUGGGUACCAAGCCCCAGCCAAAUGCGCUGUACCAUCUCUGGAAGGCCUUCGAUCAGGACUCCAAUGUCGCCGGCGCUGCCGGUGAAAUCAAGGCCGGUAAGGGCAAGGGUAUGCUGGGAUUGUUCAACCCGCUCGUCGCCAGUCAGAAUUUCGAGUACAAAAUGUCCAACAUUCUCGACAAGCCUCUCGAGUCGGUCUUUGGUUACAUUACUGUGCUUCCUGGUGCACUGAGUGCCUACAGAUUCUUUGCUCUGCAAAACGACGCCGACGGACACGGUCCUCUCAACCAGUACUUCAAGGGUGAAACACUGCACGGUCAAGACGCUGAUGUUUUCACGGCCAACAUGUACCUCGCCGAGGAUCGUAUUCUCUGCUGGGAGUUGGUUGCCAAGCGUGAAGAGAGAUGGGUUCUGAAGUUCGUCAAGAGUGCUGUUGGCGAAACUGAUGUUCCGGAUUCGGUGCCCGAGUUUAUCUCGCAACGACGUCGUUGGUUGAACGGUGCUUUCUUCGCCGCUGUUUACUCCAUUUUCAACGCCAAGCAGAUUUGGAAGACGGAUCAUACCCUUGCGCGGAAGAUUUUGCUGCACAUCGAGUUUGUGUAUCAGACUCUCAACCUGAUUUUCACUUACUUCGGACUAGCCAACUUCUACCUCGCGUUCUACUUCAUUGCCGGCUCGCUUACUGACGAAAAACUUGAUCCAUUCGGUCACAACAUGGGCAAGUACAUCUUCAUCGUUCUUCGAUAUGCCUGUGUCUUGGUCAUGUGUCUCCAAUUCAUUAUUUCGCUUGGCAAUCGACCUCAAGGCGCGAAAAACAUGUACCUCACAGGCAUCGUCACUUACAGUGUCAUUAUGUUCUACACCAUUUUCUGCACCUUGUACCUGGUUGUCAUGGAGCUCAUGUCCCGGGCUGGACACGGCAGCUCCGAUUUUAAAGUGUCCGAUACUCUCAUGAUGAACAUCGUUUUGUCCAUGCUGUCCACUGUCGGCCUCUACUUUUACACUUCGUUUCUUUAUCUCGACCCAUGGCACAUGUUUACCUCGUCGAUCCAGUACUUCCUUCUGAUGCCUAGCUACAUCUGCACGCUCCAGGUCUACGCCUUCUGCAACACCCACGAUGUGACCUGGGGUACCAAGGGAGACAAUGUGAUCAACACGGAUCUGGGUACUGCGAAGGUCAUCAACGGCUCCACGGUGGUUAUGGAAAUGCCCUCUGAACAACUCGACAUCGACAGCGGCUACGACGCAGCCCUCCGCAACCUCCGCGACCGCCUCGAAGUCCCCGAGCCGCCCAUGUCCGAGUCGCAGAUGCAGGAGGAUUACUACCGCGCAGUCCGUACCUACAUGGUUUCCAUCUGGAUGGUCGCCAACGUCAUCCUCGCCAUGGCCGUUUCGGAGGUCUACGGCGUCGACAGCGGCGGUACCAACGUCUACCUCGCUGUCAUUCUUUGGGCCGUCGCCAUUCUGGCCGCUAUCCGUGCCGUCGGUUCUACUGCUUACGCUUUGCUGCACCUGAUCCACAAGAUCGUCGAAGGAAAGACCAAGUUCGAUGCGGGUAACAUUACCAACUUCGCCCCGUCUUCCUUUGGUCGUUCGAGUGUUUCGGGCGGUGGUUCGGAGAGUGGUUCGUCGCGUCCGAAUCCCAUUCGGUACAAUGGUGGACCUAGCUUUAAGGACCGCAUUAACGAGGCGCGCUGGUCCGUUAGUCGUUCUGCUGGUAAAAUGAUGUUCUGGCGCAAGUAG
Penicillium argentinense is the source of this 3252-nucleotide messenger RNA. RefSeq names its product chitin synthase class II (gene chsB). NCBI's taxonomy places the organism in Eukaryota, Fungi, Ascomycota, Eurotiomycetes, Eurotiales, Aspergillaceae. Gene Ontology annotation, molecular function: chitin synthase activity. Gene Ontology annotation, cellular component: cell septum; cell periphery. The record is from RefSeq and is a predicted model, not a curated record. The coding region runs from base 1 to 3252 and encodes 1083 amino acids. The transcript is spliced from 4 exons.